GCUGGGAAGCGCGUCUCUUUUUGAUGAAAAGGCAGACUGAUUUUCAAUCCAAAACGUGUGGAAUGCCGGAUUCAGUCUCCGUACCCCGAUACUGCCAAAAAGAGGAUCUACGAGGAGCUGAGGCGCCGAUGCAGUGAGACUAGAAGUUAAAAAUCGGGCAAGACACAGCCAGGCGAGUGGCGGGGGGGAGUGACCAGUAGUUCCUUCCCUCACCGGCUACUCAAGGAACACCCUCGAACCUAGAAAAGAAGGACGAGAAGGGAGCAGACGUCCGUUUUGGGCGGAAAGAUUCGCGGAAAUUAGAGGAUGGAAGGGGAGAAGAGCAAGCUAUAGGGAAUGGUAGCGUGUUUGAAGGACGCAACGACUUACGUCUUCCUUCUACAGAGAUGAAAUACGGGAAGGCAAGACAGAAUCUUUAUUCACGCCUCAUUCCGGUGAAGGAAAAGGCGAGAGCUGAGCGCAAACGCAUUCUCGAUCGACGCUUGACCGCCUCAUCCCUUUUCUCACACGUUCCCUCUACGAUAAGGGAUCGACGGGGUAAAUCGGCUUGGGAAGUAACGGCGUGAACAGGAACACGAAUCGAAACGUGAUCACAACGAUCCUCACGGCAAACUCCUUCCACCAGAAUCUGAUUGCGGCAAAUCCGUUUGGCGUUUUCCCUUCCGGUCGAACAAAGUGAGGAGGGCUUCUAGACGGUUUUCAAAGCUGAAGAAAAAGGUAGUCGAUUGAAAGAGAGAUCUUCGAUGAAUAGCAACCAGCGUAUCUAGUAUCGAACACUACGCGAUUUUCCCACAUACAACUCCUUAGACCUCUACGCACAAAAUUCCCGUUGUUCUGCACGGGUCGCCUUCGAGAGAUCGUUUGCUUCGACUCGAGACAAAAAGAAAAUCAGGAGUAAGGAUGCAACACAGAAAACUGUGAAGCCCUCCAGCACUAUGACGUGAGGGUCGAACAGAAAACGUUCCACGUCUUGUGUGCUUGCAGGGGAACAUCUGAAGACAAGUCAAGUUCCGCAGAACGUCCCGAUUGCCGCGCUGCGUUUCGCCGCCAAACAGAAACAGCAGUGCAGCAACGAUCGUUAUAAACUACUGUCUGGAACCACAAGCAGGGCCGUCUUAUCUGUCCGCAGUCUAUUUUCUUUCAUUUUCCGGAGCAAAAGCGGUGUGCGGCUCGGGAAACAGCGGACAGGGUAUCUCUAGAUCCCCCUUGGUUGCAGCGGGCAGAGAAGUGUUGGCCAGACGGAGUGACCGCAUUUUCCUCAUUCGUCUGACAGUUUGCCAGGGACAUGGUUCAUUCGCAUAGUCUUCCUGGUAUCAUACAGUAUGUUUCUCAGCCUGACGAAACCUGAAUACGCAUCCUCUUCGACGCCUGAACAACGAAAACGGUCCCGUGAUCAUCGUGUGUAGUGGGAACCUCAGUGGGAAGCGAGUCUCAAGAAAGAAAGGGAGAUCCAUUGAAAUUCAGUGACGUUACUCUAAAGAUUGCAUCUGCAUCGUUUGUGGCAUAAAUUCUGGAGCGCAUUGGUCCCUAGUGGAAAAGACAAGGCAAUCCAUAGGGGCGCCGCUCGCGUAGAACCGUUCAAAAAUGGUGAUACGCCGUUUGGCUUUCGUGCGUGAGCGACUGAACGGAGACUGUGCUGCAGCUUUUCCUGUAAGGGACAAUAAGGAAAAUUGCCGUGGUGUCCGCUGAUAAUGAAGAAGUGAAGCAGACGCCCUCCAGCGUUACGGCAGAGAUUCAGAGGCAGGCAUGGUGCAGGCAGCUCCUUCUUCUUCCUUGCCUGAUGGGCAAGUAGGGAAAGGCCAGGGCAUACUGCCUUGUCAGUUCCCCACGACACGACUCACAUGGUUUCUUGUCGAAAUAUUUCUGGGAAUGGCUCCCGUUCUAAGGAUAAACGAGAGAAGAAGAGACGCUUCACUUUCAACGCGCUCAGUGCAGGGAACAUGUGCGAUUCCACUCUGCGCGUUGCCACGAAGUCAAUCAAGCGACUGUGUGCAGUCUCGCACACCUGGAUUACGGUGCCUUUCUGUCGUCCACUGAAGGGAAGAAAGGUCGCGAGAGGACGGAUCAACCGAGAUCAACUGUGCUCGUGGAUUCUUCCAAGAAACACAGUGCCGAAGAAGAAACACACGCAGAUUUUACUGCGACACUAUUUGAGGCUUAAUCAUACACAGAGAGUCCCAGUUCUCUCUGCUGAUAUGAUGGAGUACUCUUGGAAAGGUUACAAAAUGUUGCGCACGAAGCACGAAUGAUGAGAGCAUCUCUAAGGAAGAUUCUCGCAAGGCAGUUUAGUGUUGAUAAACUCAGCGCAGUUAGGGAAAUCCUGAGACUGCAUUCCACGAAGUACCCUAGUGGAAACCUCGACAGGGUAGCAAGCGAGUAGAGGAAGCCCCUGCCUCUAAGAAACAGACAGCACUACAGAUAUGGAUGCAGUUUAGAACAACAAGGCCGUCGACCAUGCAGGCAUCUCCUGGAUGAUACAGGAAAGGUGCAAGAAAUGGGCUAUUUCACAGAUGUAGACUGAGAGGCGAGGACAAAGGACCUCAAGGAGAGGGUCAAGGAACUCCGCAACUGUCGCGCGAGACCGGAUGGCACUGUGCUGAAAGGUGGUGAGACAAUAUGUUGGGAGUGUAAUUACACAGAACACAACGGUUAUCACUGUGCGAUGCGUUGUGCCUACCACCUUUCAGCAAGCCUCGGAAGAGGACGGGUCCCCCACUGCUGUAGCUCUUUAGGAACUGGGAGAGAAGGGAGGCUUAAGAAGCUCCAAACAUUCACGUGGCGCGAGUUUGCAUCAUUACUCUUCAAGAAUCGAUCCUCACAGGAACGAGAUUCAAACAAUUCUUUUUAUCUUUGCAUGCCUGCACUCGCUUGUGCGGCAAAAAACGUGGCAACCUACAUGAGCAGAAAAACCGAUACUCGGCUUCGACUGCAAGACGUUCCGAAGGUUCUCGCUGGAAAUUUGAAAGGAUCCUCUGACAAAGAAGGGUCUGUGGGGACUGACAGAUUACGCAAGUGAGGACGAGAAAAGACAGCCUAUGGCAAAUGCGGAAGACUGAGUUUCACGGGUAUCUACGUCCUUUCGAACAAUACAGAACGUGAUAAGCUGAGGAUCGAAAGCUAGGUCCCUACAGCGUCCGUCUUGUCCCCAUCCCGAGUCUAGUCUAAGGCGAACCUUUUCUUCUCCCUUUUGCGCCAGGCGGCAGCCCGGUGGAAGCAGCUGCGACCCUUUUGGCUUCUUCCGAGUUUUUUACGGCCCACGGGGGAAACGGAAAUAAUAGACAUCGACGUUUUUGGAUGCUGUUCCAGCUGCGGGCACAUUGCUUAUAUUCUAUAGGAGCGUCGUUUCGACGUGAAGUCUCCCGCGUUCGCCCCAGCCACUCUCAUGGUACAAAUAGGAUUCAGUACAGUGAAUACCGAAUUUUGGGGGUCGUUGAGCGAAAAAAAGUGCGUUUACCGCGCUGUAAAGUGGGAAGCAGUGCAGAUCCGAGCCAGAAGAGACGACACAGCUCGGCCGCGUUCCUCGACAUGUGCACACAAAGAACGGUGGGUGAGUCGGCUGGGCUAAGAAUUCGAGUGGGCGACCUUUCCCAUUUGUUCUCGCGGCCGAGAAAAGUGAAAGUUCCCUCACUUGGCCAGAGUUGAAAGACGACGUCUCCUUCUUUUGCAUGAGAUCGCGGAAACGGCGGAGGCACUUGUUUCGCAUUUGCUGCUCCUUCCCACACCAACCAGGGGUGUUUGUAGUGGUGCCCGGUGAGCCUGCCGUCGCGUCCUAGGUACCGGAAACAGUGUCGCCCCUCUCCUCGUGCGAGGCGCCUGUCGCUGCGACGGUUGUGAUGCACUGAAGGAACUUUUCUUGUCUUACGUGGACGCUCUCUUGGCCUUGACGAAAGAGACUUGGGCCGUGUUCAUCCGAGGACGCUCUGCGCAAUACGUAAAUGGAUUGACGCACACAACCAGCCACAUGCGUUUUCGGUAGUUUUUUCUUGGCGGCAAUCUGCACAGGGUAUUUUCCACCCUGUGUUUUGCCCCUCCAGUCGAGAAAACGUGACCGUGCGUGAAACGGACCAAAUGCAGAUUCUUCCUGGAAAAGACAGUCUUCAGACGGCUAGUCUCCUGUCUUGUGCUCCCUGUUCUUGAUGUUAUUCCUGUCGCCGGAUCUUUCCUUCCUCGUGUAGUCGAUGCGGUAUAGUGCGCUAUAGCCUCAUUUCCGAGUUCCGACGGGUUUCUCGCCUCUCUGCCCAUGGGCGAGUCGCCGAUUUUUUGUCCGCACCAUUUUUGAACGAGGCUUUAUUGGUUUCAGGUCAGUUUUUGUAAGGAGGUUGCGCUCGUUUUUUUUUGCUUUCCAGCGUGCACUCCCGGACGACUGGCGUCUAGUUAUCCGUUCACUUUUUUAGGUCCUUGCGUGCCCCACCCAGAGAACGCUCGUUCCCAUGUUAGUAGGCACGAAACAAUAAAAUCCCCGGUGCGUGAGCACUUGUUUUCAUCUGUUGAACUAGGGUCGCGUGUCGCCUGUACGCUUCACACGUAGAUUCUCGGAAGUGUCGACGUAAAUACUGUUCUCUGUACAUUCAGGCAUUUUCGUGUACGCAUGCAUGUGUUAUGUGACACAACACCGGUGCAACCCCCACUCUGUUCUUCUCUCUCUUCUCCAUUUUCUUGCUGUGCUGGCGGCGUAUUUUCUCCCUGUCGUCUGUUGAAACCUCUUACAGAGGAUCGAAUGAAGGAGGUAAAGACCAGUGGAGCUUGCCGUCGUGCUCUGUCAGUGCCCCGGCGCGUUUGUUUGGUAUGUAUAACGUGGAAGCAGUCAUCUCGUGGUACGCGUAAGAUGAAAAAACUUUCCGAGUCACGCCUGUAGUUUGCGUGCGAUUUCCAUGCACGCAACGCAGUCCUCGGCUUCCAUUUCUUCACUUUUCGGUCCGCCAUCAAAAGUUCCCGCCACGUCGGUCUUUGGCGGAUACACGGAUACGCUUCUGGUCUCGCUUCUGUUGGGUCCUUCCACAGAGAACGCCGGCUACGGACUGAUUUCCCGUUGCUCCAAACAACCCUUCCAGACCUGGCCUUGUCUUCUUCGUCUUUGUAGCCUUUUCCUCUGGGUGUCUUCGCUCUUUUCCUCUUACUUUCGUGUCACGGCGACUUGAUUUGGUCACCAAAGCGCGACAGAGUGCGUGCAAAGUCGCGUCGCACGUCUGGAGACACUCGGUGCGCAGGUGUUUCCCCCCGUCGUUCGCGGUCACUCCCCCAAGUCGAAACUCUACAGUAGAGCAAGAAAGAAGAUGGAAUAAGUGGAAGUAGGGGAAACAGUUAUCGCGGAGAGCGCGUGCUGGACUGCGGCGCGUGGGCGCCUCCCCUACGCAUCCACGGGGUCACGGAGAACGGUCGUAUGGAGCAUCAUCUUCACGCCUUCGGCAAAACCACGGGAGAUUCCUCGACUUCUGUUGUGGUGGAUCCAGUGUUUCCGCCCGAGCUCCCGUAGAACGAAGACGCAGACGCCAUCACACUCUUUCUGUGCGGUAUCACGGGUGGUAGUACUGACCUUUCCGUUAAUUCCCUGAAGUUGCAAAAUGAGGGGACUUCUGACCACGAUUGGACGGCUGUGUCCGAUUCUGUUCCUUUUCUGCUUCCUGGAAUUCGAGGAGGCACCUGUGCAGCGGCAGCGGAUGUUCUCGCUGCAGUGUAUGUACGGCGCUCAAGGCGUGCCGGACGUGACCACAGUAGCAGACGUCCGGAGAUUCGUGCAAAAUUUUCGCGCGAUGAAACGCAUUAUCCCUCACUACUAUGCAUCAUUCACGCAUAGGGGCGACCUCAUCUACUUCCUUGGGCUAAAUAACAUUGACGUUUCGGUGCUCGAGGCGAACAAGAGAUUGACGCAACGGGAUAUGGAACAGCACUUGCACUUUGUACGGCAAAUUGUAUGGGACUGCAUUGUUUCUGUCGACGAGGAACCGCUGAUGUACAUGGUGGUAGACUUGCGUGGCCUCCAGCUGAUGAACGCGUGGACAAAGAAGAACAGAAUCUUGACAAGCCUUCUUCGAUCUAUUCGCGACCAUACCUUCACCAAGCGUUUCCAUCGGGUGCAGGUUGCGGCUAUUUCAGAGAACCGUGUGGCCCGGACAAUUGUGGAAAUGAAGCGUCAUAAGUUUCCAGCAGGAACCGAUGUCCAGGUGUAUCCAUCAUUCGAUGCUUUUAUAAAUGCCAACAAACACGUAACCAGGGAUGUUCUUCCCAGAUCUCACGGCGGGUCGUCGGACCUGGAUCUUCCCAACGAAGGGCUAGAGUACAUGAUCUCUUUCUUCGUGGAAGAAAUCCUGGCCCGCCAGCCGCAAGCACUUUACGAGUGUUCGAAGGCUCAGAAAGCAAAAUCUUCUGGAUAGUUAACCUGUGGUAGGCGUUGCUUGGAUUUCGUGCCGAUUCUUCUUGGCGGCGUCGUGACCACGACUGUUCGCAUUCGAGAUACCAAAACCAAAAUGUGGAGGGUACCUCGCAAUCAUUCACCGUGACGCUUUUUGUCAAAAGUUUCUGUCGAGGUGUAGGCUUCGAUAGUGGCGUCCAGUUCAUGAUUAUCCGCAGAACGAGCUUCCGUCGGUUGUGUCAGUCUCGAGUUGUGAUUGUCCUGUAAGGGAAGCGACACAGGCGCUGAACUGUGCCGGUGCAGUGUCCAGUAUCACUCUUUGGUGGCAUUUUCGACGAGGGGAAUAAGGGUUUCAAAAGCGUAGAGGUAGAAUUAUUCUUAUGGAAAGGCCGGCGGGAGAUGCCUUCAAAGAUAGUGGUGGACCAGAUGUUGCAACUGAGAACGACGUGGCCGUUCGUGUGGUGAGUGGCUCCAUCCAUCUAUCGGAUGUGGUAGCGGAAGUCAGUGUCCUACAUGGUCGACAGAGACUGUGGGGAUCGUGGCACAUGCGCAUCGGAACCAGGAGGUGUGACCGGUGUAACGAGGGGUGUCCUUCCUACCGUCUGGUAUGUCAGCAAGGUGACCUGAACCUCUCGACAUCCCGCAGGACGUGGCAUACUGUUGGGACAAGAUGAAUUGUGGAGAUUUAUCUUGUGGCUCACAAGUGUUGGCAAGGGACUUUCGACUUGUGAGCAUCCAGUCUAGGGAUCGUCGAAGCAACGGUUGCUAGCUACAUUGUACUGUGCACAAGUUUACAGUAGGAUCGUGAUGACUUUGCCAAACAGGUGGCACGAGAGGAGUGGAAAAACAAUUAGUUUUCUCUUUACUGAGGGCCAUCGUCUCUGAAUCGAAGCUGCACUCAAGAGAAGUCUUGAGCGGUAGACGCCCGGAUUGUUGGUACGCAAUCACGUAAUCUCGAUGCCGUAAGCAUCCAUACAGGAGGGGGUUAAUACCUUCGACCUCUGGUGUUGUGCGUGGAGAAUCGACUUUUUUGCCAUGUAGGCAAAACUUUCCGGUGAAAUGUUUUCAGUGUAAGUGGUAAACCAGCUUUUUAGACGUACUGGGACCCAGUCGUUGAGUAGUCGGGGCGUGCAGAGACCAUCAUCUUGUUUUUGGUUUUUUAAAAAACAAAGUGUGCAUCAUACUUUGUGUCAUGCGCACUGGCGUUUCAAUAGUGCGUUUCUGCAGAGGAAAGCUUCAACAGGGCUCCGUGUCCCGUGGUUCAGCUGCUUGUGCGAAUGGUGAGCUUUCACACUUCACUGCUGGUACUCACAGGAUGGAGGGCACGGCACAUGACGCAUGACGUAUUGUGGAUGCUUUUUACGCGCUAGUGUUGUGUCUGUUGUUUGAAAACGGAAAAAUGUUCUUCGGAACAGUGGAGACUUUGUGUGCAUUGCACCUGAUGACAGCGAUGUUGGUCUCUAACUGAACCCGUCUUCUCACGAUGCUGGCUUAAACAUCUGUGCCUUACAACGUCGAUAUUUCAUUUUGGAAGGCGGCAUGACUUUACUUGUGUGGCAACAGUAUGAAAGGAACCAAUGUAUUACGUUCCUGGACUAGAGUUCGUAACCAUAACCGCAGAGAACUCUGCAAGGGGUUUUGAGUUAGGUACAGUCUGUCAGAAAUGAGUGAUGUUGGUCCCAAGAACACGGCAGAACUAGUUCUAUCAACUUUUCGCAGCAGCGUGACAGUACCAACAUGAUCUUCGCUCUAACGUAGUUGAGACUGAUUUUCUAUGAAGGAUGACAGCUUACAGCGAAAAUGCUCGGCCUGUCGAUCCAACACUGCCGACAGUGAAAGGAUGUCGAGCUCACGAAGGCUCAAAUGAGCCUUGAGAAAGGUAACCUGAGCGGAUACACGGCGUUUUGUCCGUUCUUUCUCGCCAAGUCUUCCCAAAUGUGUUCACGUUCGGCAAGUCAUGUUUUCCCUAGUCGCAGCACUCUGUUUGACAAGCUAUUGUAUUGUGCACGUGUAAACCACCUAAACAAAUUGUCUCGCACCGGGUGGAGACGUGCCCGUACCGGUAGGGAUUCUGUAGCGCCCGAACGAGACUCCUGAAGAGCAGCAGGUUGUCAUUCCAUCUGCUGUUAAAAUGAAUCAUGCAGACCUCUCCGCUCACCAUUUUUUCCCGGUUACCAGAAUCACAACAGCAUCGUCAGCUUUACCGGAGAAUCUCGACCCACUGUAGUCCUCUUUCAGUAAAGCGACUGUGCGUACAUAAGCUUGUAGAAAGCCUGAGCUGUUCUGAAACCCGU
Toxoplasma gondii ME49 is the source of this 8643-nucleotide messenger RNA. RefSeq lists its product as hypothetical. The record is from RefSeq and is a predicted model, not a curated record. The transcript is spliced from 2 exons. Lineage: Eukaryota; Apicomplexa; Conoidasida; Eucoccidiorida; Sarcocystidae. Bases 5562 to 6371 code for a protein of 269 amino acids.